GGACUCUACCAUGGAACCCGUAGCCGCCUGGACCCCGGAGAAGGUGGCAGCUUGGCUAAGAGGCCUCGAUGACACCCUGCAGGACUAUCCCUUUGAGGACUGGCAGCUACCGGGCAAGCACCUGCUCCAGCUCUGCCCCCGCAGCCUGGAGGCUCUGACCGUGUGGCCGCUGGGUCACCAGGAGCUCAUCCUGGAUGGCGUGGAGCAGCUCCGGGCCCUGACUUCAGGACUGCAGACAGAGAACCUGCAGAGCCUGACCGAGCGGCUGCUGGCGGGGACCCACACCUUCCAGAGCCUAGUCCAAGGCCACCUGGGGACCUGCGACGAGACCCCUGCGGAUGUCUUCAGUGCCGCAGUGGAGCUGGUGCAUGAGGCUCGCACCCUCCUCUUCUGGCUCAACAGGUACCUCUUCUCCCACUUAAACGACUUCUCAGCCUGCCAGGAGAUCGGGGAACUGUGCGGGGAGCUGGCCCAGGCUCUGCAGGAGGAUUCCCCAGCGGCUGAGAAGGAGAGCAGAGUCCUGAGAAUCUGCGGCCACGUGACCGGGAUCUGCCACAACAUCCUGAGCUGCAGCCCCGAGGAGCUGCUGGAGCAGCAGGCCGUGCUGGAGCUAGUACAGCUGGAUGAGCCUUUGGGCCUGGAAAUCCACACCACCAGCAACUGCCUGCACUUCGUGUCUCGAGUGGGGCCCCAGGUCCCCGCCAGCUGCCGACUGCAGAUCCUGCCUGGAGAUGAAAUUGUCCAGGUCAACGAUCAGGUGGUGGUGGGCUGGCCCCAUAAGAAUGUGGUGAAGGAGCUACUGCGGGAGCCAGCCAGGGCCAGCCUAGUAUUGAAGAAGGUCCUGGUGCCUGAGACCCCCCCACAGACCCCCCCUCAGGUCCUGGUCUCCCCGAGCCUGAGAGUCCCAUCAUCGCCACCCCUGUCCCCAGAGUUUCCCAGGGCCCUGCCAGAGGAUUCCUUUGUCCUAGAUCUGACCUCCAGCCCAAGUCCUGAGGCCCAACCUGCCUGGGCAGACGCUGCUUCCUUUGACCCUGAACCCAGCUCCCCUGCACCCCCAUCCACACUCCCAAGUGUGACAACAGAGACUACGGAGCCCCCAGGACAUCCUAAAAAGAGCCCUGUCCCCGCUCGGAAGAAAUCUAAAGGCGUGGCAACUCGGCUGAGCCGCCGGCGGGUGUCCUGCCGGGAGCUGGGCCAGCCGGACUGCGAUGGCUGGCUGCUGCUUCGCAAGGUGCCCGGCGGCUUCAUGGGCCCGCGCUGGCGCCGCGGUUGGUUUGUGCUCAAAGGACACACGCUCUACUGGUACCGCCAGCCCCAGGAUGAGAAGGCCGAGGGUCUCAUCAAUGUCUCCAACUACAGCCUGGAAAGCGGGCAGGAUCAGAAGAAGAAAUAUGUGUUCCAGCUCACCCACAACGUGUACAAGCCCUUCAUCUUCGCUGCGGAGACCCUGGAGGAUCUGAGCAUGUGGGUGCGCCAUCUCAUCACCUGCAUCUCCAAGUACCAGUCUCCAGGCCGGGCCUCCCUCUCCCGAGAGGAAGACUGCUACAGCGAGACGGAAGCCGAAGAGCCGGACGACGAGGCUGGAUCACGCUCGUCCUCGCCCUGCCCAGCCCACGGCUGGAGUCCCCUCCAUGGAGACAUGUCACCUGCAACCACCCCCACGUUGGGCAGCCCGAGAACUUCCUUCGGUCCCCCUUCAGAGACUGACGACGGGGUGCUGGAGAGAAUGGUCCAGGGGCUGAGGCAGGGUGGCGUGUCCCUUCUGGGCCAGCCGAAGCCCCUCACCCAUGAACAGUGGCGAAGCUCCUUCAUGAGGCGACACCAAGAGCCCCAGCUCAACGAGCAGGCGCACCGCGUGCGGGUGCUGCGCAGCACCCUCCAGGCCAAGCUGCAAGAGCUUCAGGUCCUGGAGGAAGUGCUGGACGACCCCCAUCUGACUGCGGAGAAGUUCCGGCGGUGGAAGGAACAGAACCAGGAGCUGUACUCGGAGAGCUUGGGGUGCUGCGGGGGGCUGCUGGCUGAGGGUGGCACUCAGGCCCUGAGCUCCAGCCCCAGAGGGCCACCCUCCCACUCCCUGCCUUCUGACCCCGAGGAGCACUCUCAACUCUGCCCUCUGCCCCCAAAGAGCCAUCUCCGACCUCCUAACCUCAGACCUCGAGGGCCACUUCAAACCCUAGCCGCCCACAGGUGGCUCUCCCUUUGUCCAGCCUGGGCUGUGAGGGGGUCGGACGGAGCACUCGUCCAUGGCUUCACACUGCCAGCCCCCGGGCCCCAGGAGGCUCGGUGCCACUCCUCCACCCUUGCUGAAGCAGCAGGAUGCCUGAGCCGAGAGAGUCCCUGCCUCUGUCCAGCCCGUGGGGGCAUGACCCUGCCCUCCUCAGUCUCCUGCCCCGACCCCCACGUGCCAAAAUCCAUUUACACAUUUCAAUAGAAUAAAGUCCGUUUCU
Molecule: messenger RNA, 2447 nt
Organism: Echinops telfairi (small Madagascar hedgehog)
Lineage: Eukaryota; Metazoa; Chordata; Mammalia; Afrosoricida; Tenrecidae
Gene: CNKSR1
Product: connector enhancer of kinase suppressor of Ras 1
Molecular function (GO): protein binding
Source: RefSeq, a predicted model, not a curated record